AUGACAGACCACAGUAACUGGCUAGAUCCUGCUGCUAUCCAAACAUGGUGGGACACCCCAUCUCAGGCUGCUAUUCACCGCCCCUACUCUGCCGACACCGUCGCAUCUCUCCGAGACGUCUUUCCUCCGGUCCAAUGCUCCAACGCAAUGCCCCGCAAACUGAGGGGGAUCUUUGAGAAAGUACAAAAGAACAAAGAGGUCAGCUUGAGCUCGAGCGCGAAUGAUCUGGUAGGGCUGGGCUUGAUGGCCGAUGCUGGCUUUGAGACGGUGUAUGUGUCGAGCUCAACGCACGUUUCUAAUUCGAAUGAGAGUGCUUCGGACAUCAUUCACGACACCUUCGAGACAGUUCCCAGGAACGUCCAAUCCCUUUAUCGCUCACAGCUCCUGUCUGCCCGUACCAUUCGUCUCAACGCACCCCAGUCCUCGUCGCCCAUCCCUCUCUCUUCCGAAGCAUCCGCGUCAACAUCCCCUUCCGCCGAUGCAGGGAACGACAUUCUCCCGCUCAUUGCCGACGCGGCGACAGGGCAUGGGGCGCAUACCGUCAUCAUGAAGCAUGUCAAGCUUCUAGCUCUAAGUGGGGCUGCAGGUUACCAUCUAGAUGACUCGUUGAGCGGAGCAUCGAGACAUGACAAGAAGGAUGGGGAGGGAGAAGUGGUGGUGCCGGUGUGCGAGUUUCUAAGAAGGUUGACGGCUGGGAAACUGCAGCUUGAUAUCAUGGGAUCAGAGAUGAUAUCAAUAGCACGUACCGACACCCCUUUCGCUACUCACAUCACAUCAACUAUCGACCCACGAGACCGCCCUUACAUUCUCGGCUCCACCGUCCCUCUUCCUCGAGACUUUUACCACGCCGAAGGUCACUCGGACAAGGCAGAGUGGGUGCGCGAAGCCCAACUUGCUACUUUGGAUGAUGCCUUCAAGACGAGUCGUCCGGAGCAAUGGGCUGAGUUUGAGAAGAAGAGUAAGGGGCUCAACGCUUCUGAAGCAUACGCCCUUGCCCAAAAGCUCUCUUCGACAUUCUAUUGGUCUGCCGAUGCAGCCCGCACGACCGAAGGCUGGUACCCCUACAAUGGCGGCCUGUCUGCGGCCAUCUCGAGAGCUCGUAUCACGGCUCGCAUCGCUGAUGUCGUUUGGGCCUGCGGACAUGGGCACGGGGUGGAGGGAGCGGAAGCGAUUGCGAAGGGGGUACAAGAGGCGCACCCUGGCAAAUGGAUGGCGUAUAACCUCCCUGCCGUCGCUACCACACCCAGUGAUCUCAAACUCACAUCUUCGACCCUCGCCUCUUUGGGCUAUACUUACCUCUUUCUCCCAUCUUCCCUGAACGGCCCCCGUAUCCUAUCAUCCUCCACUUUCCCUUCGUCUCCCAAUGUCCGAAAAGCUAUUGAAGAGGACGGGGUAUACGGCUACUUGGCGCAUGUGGCGAGGGAAGCGGAGAAGCACAAGGCGGAUGGGACGGAUGAAGAGUGGUGGUGGGAUGUCAUGGGCAGGUUUGCGGACAGGGCGGGAGAUGCUGUUGGCAAGGGAUUGUGA
Cryptococcus amylolentus CBS 6039 is the source of this 1527-nucleotide messenger RNA. RefSeq names its product isocitrate lyase. Gene Ontology annotation, molecular function: isocitrate lyase activity. Lineage: Eukaryota; Fungi; Basidiomycota; Tremellomycetes; Tremellales; Cryptococcaceae. Gene Ontology annotation, biological process: carboxylic acid metabolic process. The transcript is spliced from 5 exons. The record is from RefSeq and is a predicted model, not a curated record. Bases 1 to 1527 code for a protein of 508 amino acids.